This is a messenger RNA of Hipposideros armiger (great roundleaf bat), 8729 nucleotides long. It is a transcript of the gene UNC13B, whose product is annotated as unc-13 homolog B. NCBI's taxonomy places the organism in Eukaryota, Metazoa, Chordata, Mammalia, Chiroptera, Hipposideridae. Gene Ontology annotation, biological process: synaptic vesicle priming; synaptic transmission, glutamatergic; presynaptic dense core vesicle exocytosis. The record is from RefSeq and is a predicted model, not a curated record. Gene Ontology annotation, cellular component: presynaptic membrane; presynaptic active zone cytoplasmic component; plasma membrane. The coding region runs from base 16 to 7401 and encodes 2461 amino acids. Gene Ontology annotation, molecular function: diacylglycerol binding; calcium ion binding; calmodulin binding. The transcript has 32 exons.
UUAUUUAAAAGCGCGAUGAAACUCUUUGGUCAGGGAAAAGACUUUUCAGUGAGUGUGACAGCAAAUGAAAAACAGGCCUCUGGAUUUUUGAACCUCUUUAAAACCCAAGUGAAUAAAGAAGGACCACCAAACUUAGAAAAGAAUGGUGAUAAAAAUAGGAAGAUAACAUCUCAGGAAAAGAAUGAAUCUUCUGGUGUUUCAAAUUUUUUUGGUACCCUUAGGGAUUUUUUAAAAACCGAUGUAUCUCCUACACAGACAGCUGAAAAUAUGUCUGUGUCUUCAGUGACUAAAAAGGAUGAGGUGAAGUCAAGUCCUAAUCUCACACAGCUAACUGGCCAGGAUGUUGGGAACUUUCCUGUUGCACCAGUUUCCUCUAGAGGGAAGGUUCGGGCUAGAAGUCUGACUAAGCAGACUACCAUUGAUGACAGCGGGCUAAAGGAACCAUCAGCUACAGAUAUCCAGGGUAAUAAUUUGACUGAAGAAGCACCCUUCAGAGACUACCUAAUCCUGCAGUCACCAAAUCCAUCUUUCUCAACAAGUUGUCUCACAGAUUCUUCAGCAGCAACUAGUGGUAUAUCUACAGUGACAGGAGUUUCAAGAAAUAAUAAAAUACCUUUUGAUAUUCUAAGCAGAAAACAUUUAAAUGAACAAGAUCAUUUUUCUGACAAAGACUGGAGUUUUUCAACUGUUACAACAUCUCCAUCCCAACCAGAGUUGCCAACCAGAAACAGUAUAUUUUCUUUCAUAACUAGAUCUGAAAAAUCUGAGAACAGAGCCUCUGCUACUCUACCAAGAACCAAGUCUCAAGGGGAAAGGCUAUUCACACUUCCUUCCUUUUUUUCCACUACUAAUUCAAGUAUCAAGAAGGAUGCGCCUCAUACUAGCUCUUUUAGUUUCUUCAGUUUGUCCUUUUUGGAUGAAAAACAGCAGACUCCUGGGGAAAAGCAUAGCCUUUCAACUGUUGCGCCAGUGACUUCCCAGCCCUGUAAGAAGCCAACUGUUUUUGUAGACUUGGGUGGCACAAUAACUGGAGAAGGCUCCAAUGGCAGUGGAGAUAGCACAGUCCAGGAGGUAGUUCAUGAACAGCAGAUGGCUCCUUGUGUUUCCAUUAGCAAUACCACUGAGGUUACAUCCCUUGAAGAUGAGCUCAAUGUAGGGAAGGACUAUCAAGGAAAACUAGGUUCCACUAAUGGAUCAGGGCUACCGUUAGCAGAUUUCCAGAUGAAUCAGUUACAGAAGGACGUUGUUUCUCAUUCACCAGGAUUUCAGGCACAGAAUGAAACACUGUUCAUUGGUCCUGAGACCCUGGGGGUAGCUCCUCAAGAAGAGGAUUUCAUACAGGAAGCCUCCCCCAGUGGCUCACUGGCCAGGUCUUUUUCUCAUGAUAGCCAUUUAAUUGAAAAGCUCAACAAUUUAGACACUUGUACUAACCACCACCAAAAUGAAAGAUUUGCUAGUGACCCAUUGAACUUGCCAUUAGAAAAGGCCUCUGAUGAGGUGUUAACACAGACCCAGGAGCCAACCUCUUCGUCUGCGGAGCCAGGGUGUGCAAGGCACCUCCAGAGCCAAGAUGCAGAUAAAGAAGAAGAGAAAUCAGUGGUGGGCACUUCAGUAGAAAUACUUUCAGGGUUUGUGACCAAAGUGAAAUCUUUCUCUGGGAGUUUAAUUGAACCUCCCAAAACUUUCUCUGGAUUUUUCUCCUGUCCUAAACCUCCAAAGAAAGACUCCUUUUUUUCUCUGUCUUCUGGUACAUCAUUUCAGUCACGCAAAGGUGAGUUAUUUGGAAUUUUCCAAAGUCCCAAACCAGAGGCAUACAAACAAGAAUCAUCUAUCUCAGCUACUGCAUGGCUCCAAAGUGGUAGUUCCAGAGACACUGUAGGAUCAGUACCUCCAGAAAAUUUGUGGAGAGAAGCUGCGCCUGUAGCAUUCGAUUCAGAAUUUACUCUCAGUGACUGUAGAAUGACUGUGGUUAGUGCAGAGUCAGAUUCUGAGACUUUGACAGACGAUCCUAAACUUACAACUGCAAUGGAAAACAGUAUUCCUGAUGAUAUUCCCAAACCCCAGGGUUCUGAAACAAUUGGGGCUGCAUCUUCUGUCUCACGGGACGAUACUGGACAAGGAGUAUUGUCUCUGAGUGAUGAAGGAGACAUGGGGACGCUGCAGGGCACAGACACAGAAGCAUCAUUUGAAACAGAGCAUAUUUCAUUGCCACCACAGUUGCAUCCAGAUGCUACUGGCAUUGCCAUAGAGCUUCCUCCUCCAAUUCAGCCUCCUCUUCCUCUUGAGCCAAAGCCAGCUAUGCAGUCUGCCUUUCCAAGCCAAGACUUCUUAGAGCCACAGGCAGACAAUUCACUAGAAACCAAUACUACUACACUGUUCAGUGAGACAAGUUUCAUUGGCCAGAGUGCCACACUGGAAACCCAAGGAUCCCUUUCUCACCCUCUGCUGGAGGAACCUGUACUGUGUGCUAAAGAAAGUUAUGGGAUACUUGAUGCUCAGAAAGAUCCCCCUGCGGUCCCCCAGGAAGCAGAGCAGCCAAGAUCACACUUUGAGAUCCCAAACAUGACCAAUUGGCCAAAGCUUCGUUUCCCGUCCUCUGCUGCUGACUAUGGGAAACCACUGAGCUCUUUCUUUUCCUCUCCUUCCUCCCCUGGCAAUAGAGCAGCAGAGACUGGUUUAAUAUCGGGUUUUAGGAAAUUGUCAACUCUAUUUGAGGGAGGUAAUGAUCGGAAAGGGAGUGUAGUGGCAAGUGAUCCCAAACUAAGGUUUGGGAAGAAGCUGGAUCUUCUAUUCCCAUGGCCAAAAGGGGACAAAGCGGGUUCUGAACAAAUGCCUGCAGAAACCCCCUCUCCAGUUUUGGUUAUCAGCAGUGAUCAGGACCUUAUCUCUAGUGAGGCUGACAAAGUUUUGGAGUCUUCUCAAAUGUCUAGGGCCAGUGCUGAGCCAGCUAAGGUCUCUACUCAGCCCGCUGGGACCUCUGAGCAGCUGGAGGCCAAGCCAAGUAUAUGUACUCAUGGGCUUUCAGGACCUGGAGAAGUGGAAAACCAGCAGGAAAUCACAGCAUCUGGAGAACACUGGGGUACCACAGGCAACCUCUCUGGCCCCACCUGUCCUUCAGGAAGUCAUGAGGAAGAGCACUGCACUGUCUCUGAGCUACUUCACCAGCCAGAAACACAAGAAGAGGAGGCGGUGCCCACUCGCACUGACUCUGUUUUGAAUGUACAGCAGCCAGUUACCCUGCAUGGCAUCAAGGAACCAAAGAUCAGCAAAAGCCCCACCAGCAGUAGUAGGUAUGGCUCCUCCUGUAAUGUGAGCCCAGGAAGCUCUCAGCUGAGUGAACUAGACCAAUGUCACGAACAAGAUGAUGACUGUCGGGAGAGGGACUCGAUUCAUUCCUGCCGCAGCUCUGGCAGCUUCUCCAGAGAUGGCCAAGCGGGUUUUGGAGAACAAGAGAGAGGCUUGGAGGUGACAGGUGAAGAAGAGAAGGGGAGAGCAUGUGAACCCAAGGAGAUGAAAGAAGAUGUCACAACUCAUCCUCCCCCAGAUCUGGUGCUACACAGAGACCACGUCCUAGGCCCCCAGGAGAGUUUUCCUGAGGAGAAUGCAUCUUCACCAUUUACCCAAGCCAAAGCACACUGGAUCCGGGCAGUUACCAAGGUUCGACUCCAGCUGCAGGAGAUUCCAAAUGAUGGCGACGACUCUUUGCCCCAGUGGCUCCCGGAAGGGCCAGCUGGAGGACUCUAUGGCAUUGACAGCAUGCCAGAUCUACGCAGGAAGAAGCCACUGCCACUUGUCAGUGAUCUGGCAAUGUCAUUGGUCCAAUCCCGGAAGGCAGGGAUUACUUCUGCAAUGGCUACGCGCACCUCUCUCAAGGAUGAAGAGCUGAAAUCCCACGUGUAUAAGAAAACCCUGCAGGCCUUAAUCUACCCUAUCUCGUGCACCACGCCCCACAACUUUGAGGUCUGGUCAGCCACUACCCCAACCUACUGCUAUGAGUGUGAAGGCCUGCUCUGGGGCAUUGCCCGGCAGGGCAUGCGCUGCAGCGAGUGUGGAGUCAAGUGCCAUGAGAAGUGCCAGGACCUGCUGAACGCCGACUGCCUGCAGCGAGCUGCGGAAAAGAGCUCUAAACAUGGAGCUGAGGAUCGGACCCAGAACAUUAUCAUGGCCAUGAAGGACCGCAUGAAGAUCCGAGAACGGAAUAAGCCAGAGAUCUUUGAAGUUAUCCGGGAUGUCUUCACUGUGAGCAAAGUUGCCCAUGUGCAGCAGAUGAAAACAGUGAAGCAGAGUGUGCUAGAUGGCACCUCCAAAUGGUCGGCCAAGAUUACCAUCACUGUGGUGUGUGCCCAGGGCCUACAAGCCAAGGACAAGACAGGAUCCAGUGACCCUUAUGUGACUGUGCAAGUGGGCAAAACCAAGAAGCGUACCAAGACCAUUUUUGGGAACCUGAAUCCUGUUUGGGAGGAGAAGUUCCAUUUUGAGUGCCACAACUCUUCUGACCGUAUUAAAGUACGUGUGUGGGAUGAAGAUGAUGACAUCAAGUCGAGAGUAAAGCAGCGGCUAAAGCGAGAGUCUGAUGAUUUCCUUGGCCAAACCAUCAUUGAGGUUCGGACACUGAGUGGCGAGAUGGACGUCUGGUAUAACUUGGAAAAAAGGACAGACAAAUCAGCUGUCUCAGGAGCUAUCAGACUGCAAAUCAGUGUGGAGAUCAAGGGGGAGGAGAAGGUAGCCCCGUAUCAUGUGCAGUAUACGUGUCUCCAUGAGAACCUUUUCCAUUACCUCACAGACAUUCAGGGCAGCGGUGGAGUCCAGAUCCCUGAGGCUCGAGGAGACGAUGCAUGGAAGGUGUACUUUGACGAGACUGCCCAAGAAAUUGUGGAUGAAUUUGCCAUGCGCUACGGCAUUGAAUCCAUAUAUCAGGCCAUGACGCACUUUGCGUGUUUGUCAUCCAAGUACAUGUGUCCUGGUGUGCCAGCAGUGAUGAGCACCUUACUGGCCAACAUCAAUGCCUACUAUGCCCACACAACCGCCUCCACCAAUGUCUCUGCUUCUGAUCGCUUCGCGGCCUCCAACUUUGGGAAAGAGAGAUUUGUGAAACUGCUUGACCAGCUGCACAACUCACUGAGGAUUGACCUCUCUACAUACAGGAAUAAUUUCCCUGCUGGGAGCCCUGAGCGGCUUCAGGACUUAAAGUCCACAGUGGAUUUGCUGACCAGCAUUACUUUCUUCAGAAUGAAGGUGCAAGAACUGCAGAGCCCUCCAAGAGCCAGCCAGGUGGUAAAGGAUUGUGUGAAGGCCUGUUUGAACUCCACAUAUGAGUAUAUCUUCAACAAUUGCCAUGACUUGUACAGUCGCCAGUAUCAGCUGAAGCAGGAGCUACCUCCAGAGGAACAAGGACCCAGCAUUCGGAACCUGGAUUUCUGGCCCAAACUCAUCACGCUCAUUGUGUCAAUCAUAGAGGAAGAUAAGAAUUCCUAUACACUCGUUCUGAACCAGUUUCCUCAGGAGUUGAAUGUGGGAAAAGUCAGCGCAGAAGUAAUGUGGCAGCUCUUUGCCCAAGACAUGAAAUACGCACUGGAGGAGCACGAGAAAGGCCGGCUGUGUAAGAGCGCUGACUACAUGAACCUGCACUUCAAGGUGAAGUGGCUCCACAAUGAAUAUGUGCAGGACCUGCUGGCCUUCCAGGGGCAGGUGCCUGAGUACCCAGCCUGGUUUGAACAGUUUGUCCUACAAUGGCUGGACGAGAAUGAGGAUGUGUCCCUGGAAUUCCUGCGUGGGGCCUUGGAACGAGAUAAGAAGGAUGGGUUCCAGCAGACAUCAGAGCAUGCGCUGUUUUCCUGCUCGGUGGUGGACGUCUUCACACAGCUCAACCAGAGCUUUGAGAUCAUCCGGAAGCUGGAAUGCCCAGACCCCAACAUCCUUGCCCACUACAUGAGGAGAUUUGCUAAGACCAUCGGGAAGGUGCUGAUGCAGUAUGCAGACAUCUUGUCAAAGAACUUCCCCGCUUAUUGCACAAAGGAGAAAAUGCCCUGUAUCCUGAUGAACAACAUGCAGCAACUGAGGGUCCAGCUGGAGAAAAUGUUUGAGGCCAUGGGAGGCAAGGAACUGGACCCUGAAGCUGCUGACAGUCUGAAAGAGCUGCAGGUGAAACUGAAUACAGUUCUGGAUGAGCUCAGCAUGGUGUUUGGAAACAGUUUCCAGGUGCGGAUUGAUGAGUGUGUUCGUCAAAUGGCCGACAUUCUGGGCCACGUGCGGGGCCCAGGGAAUGCAUCCCCCAACGCCAGGGCCUCGGUGGCUCAGGACGCAGAUAGUGUGCUCCGGCCUCUCAUGGACUUCCUGGAUGGCAACCUCACCCUCUUCGCCACUGUAUGUGAGAAGACAGUCCUGAAACGUGUACUGAAGGAGCUGUGGCGGGUGGUAAUGAACACACUGGAACGGAUGAUUGUUCUGCCCCCCCUCACUGACCAGACGGUAGGGCCACUUCCCUUCUACUUCCUCCUCCUGUCUCCUUUCCCUGGCUCCACGCUUCCUGACCGAGUUUGGAGUCCUCUACUUUUGACUGAUUCUCUCUCUGCCCAGGGCACACAACUGAUCUUCACUGCUGCCAAGGAGUUGAGCCAUCUUUCCAAACUCAAGGACCACAUGGUGCGAGAAGAAACACGGAAUCUGACUCCAAAGCAGUGUGCCGUCCUUGACCUCGCCCUGGACACCAUCAAGCAAUACUUUCAUGCAGGAGGCAACGGGCUGAAGAAAACCUUCCUGGAGAAGAGCCCCGAUCUGCAGUCCCUACGCUAUGCUCUGUCUCUGUACACACAGACCACAGACACGCUCAUCAAGACCUUUGUACGCUCACAGACUGCUCAGGGGUCUGGUGUGGAUGACCCUGUGGGAGAAGUCUCUAUUCAGGUGGACUUAUUUACUCAUCCUGGAACUGGGGAGCACAAGGUCACAGUGAAAGUUGUGGCUGCCAAUGACCUCAAGUGGCAGACAGCGGGUAUGUUCCGGCCCUUUGUGGAAGUGACCAUGGUUGGCCCACACCAAAGUGAUAAGAAGAGGAAGUUCACGACCAAGUCAAAAAGCAACAACUGGGCCCCCAAGUACAAUGAGACAUUUCAUUUCCUCCUGGGAAAUGAAGAGGGGCCGGAAGCCUAUGAGUUGCAAAUAUGUGUGAAGGACUACUGCUUUGCCCGGGAGGAUCGCGUUCUAGGGCUGGCUGUGAUGCCUCUGAGGGAUGUGGCAGCCAAGGGCAGCUGUGCCUGCUGGUGCCCCUUGGGCCGGAAGAUCCACAUGGAUGAGACAGGCAUGACCGUUCUUCGGAUUCUGUCUCAGAGGAGCAAUGAUGAAGUGGCUCGAGAGUUUGUGAAGCUCAAAUCGGAGUCUCGUUCCAUGGAAGAGGGGAGCUAAGCUCCUGUGCCAACCAGAUGGCACCAGUUCCACAAGUCAGGGCCAGUAGGAGUUACUAUGUAGCCAGCUUAGGGUCCUCAUUAUCAAGAGGCUGACUCCUUUAGUUAAGAAAAUUUAAGAAAAAAUUUGAGGUGGUAAGAAUUUGGCUUUUCACAGAAAGGGUCAUGAAUCCCUGACCAGCAGGUCUGUGGUGCUAGAUGCUGGGCUGUGGGAGUUACCACAUAGGGAGAUUUUCCAUAAAGAGAGAAGGACAGACAUUUCUGAGAGUGUCAGCCAUUCUUGGUAGACAUCCCUCCACCCCACACCCCACAUUUACCCCUCUCCAGACCACACCUUAUCCAGUUGGACCCAUAUGUACCAAUCAUUAGUAGAACAAGUUUAGAGGGCCAGGAGCUUGUGCUUGGCUAACUAAGCAGUCAGUUGAGCCUAUAGGUAUCACUGAGCCCUGGCGUUGGGAUUCGAGUCUGGCCAGGGCAGGAGCAUACAGAAUAGAAUUCAGACUGUCCCUUGAACAGAAUACGCUGGUUUUUUGUGGCUCCAGUGAGAACAAGGCUUUGAAACUGAACAAGAUACCUUCUAGAAAUGAGCUGUGCUAAUCCCCUCCCCCAGAUUACGAGUUAACCUGUGAUGAACAGAAGCAGUUUCACAUGGUGCUUCAGAGCCUUGAGCAGAAUAUUUUUUGGAACCCAAGCACCAGGGGUCACUUUCCCAGGAGUCCCCCUACCUCACUCCUGUAGGAAGGGGAGUGAUGCUUUAGGACAUGAGAAGCUGUUGUUAUAUGGAUGCACCUGAGGGCUAGUUGAAGGAUCUGUAUUUUCUUCUUGGGUAGGCCCCUGAACAAAGCCAAAAAUUUUGUAAAUCAGUUUAGAAAGAGUCCUCAAGUCCUCACCUAUGGCCACCGCCUUCUGGCUGCCCCUUCCCUUGUAGAAAGAAUCUAGCCUUUGACCUCACUCCCUUUUAUCUAGGUCAGCUGCUAGUCCCCUCAUAGAUGUUUAGCCCUACAGAAGGAGCUUAGACUAUGAUCCCUCCGUACAGGCUAGAUGGAGGGGACCCUCAACAUUCCCUGGUAGGUCAGAGACGGACUCUUUCAGGGGGUCAUGUGGACUUCCCAGGCCUUUGCUCAGAGAUGUGACAUGCUCCUGUAAUAUCCUUGGUAGCAGCCUCCUGGAUUUCCUUCCUGGACUUCCUGUGAACUCUGUGUUGUCCACAGCUGUACUAGCCAUUACAUGAAACAACAAACUAAGGAUCUUUGCUGUUGUUAAUUAUUGUAUGUGCCAUUGUUACAAAAGAUUAUUGCCUAAUCUGUAAUAAAUUAUCUUAUAGCAGUC